Molecule: messenger RNA, 912 nt
Organism: Labrus mixtus (cuckoo wrasse)
Lineage: Eukaryota; Metazoa; Chordata; Actinopteri; Labriformes; Labridae
Exons: 6
Coding region: 16-762 (248 amino acids)
Source: RefSeq, a predicted model, not a curated record
UUUGUGUGAGCAGAUAUGUUUGCAGAAGAAGAAGAAGGAGAAGUUCAUGCUACAUAUGUGCCACCAGCUGCUACUAUGGGAACAACUAUAGUGUCCAGUGUUGUCUACAAUGAUUUACAUCCUUCUAUCUUACCUGGACAGCUUGUCCACCAGUUUUUGCUUAAAACUGAGAGCCUGUCUCUUCCACUUUGUUAUGGUGUCUAUGGACUUGUCAGCCUUAAACUUCUUCACCAUCCCAAUAAAGAGCUGUUUGUGAAUGGUGAGCUUGAUGAAGUAUUGUUUGGAGGAUUCAAAAGGAUUGCCAUACAUGCAGCUGCUGCACACUUUGAGUUUGAUGCCGUGAAAACCAUUGUACGAGAUGGACAGUCCACAGUAGAGUACCUUCAACAGGUUGAAGUUGUUUCUCGUAAUAGUGUGACGGUGAUCAGGCGGGCCAAAGAAAUAGAUGUUGUAAGUGGAGACACACGUAUUGUCUUCCUGAUUCAUGAGAAGGAAGGCAACUUUUAUCUCUGGCCUGUUAUAAGACAACAGCCAAUGGACACCAACGUUACAGGGAUUUUAGCUCUAAAGCCAGCAGUUUAUGAAGAGGUACAGCAAACCCCCUCAACUAUACUCAAGAUCCAAAACAUGGAGGUCACUGCUACCAGAUCCACAACUGUUGACUACAGUAUCGCCUCUGCUCCGACACUGGACUGCUGGUUUGUGCCCCCUGAGUUCGCCUUACAGAGACCCAUAAAUGAGUUCAUCGUUACACAAAUUUAACUGGGAAAGGUGUUUAAUCUCUUACAAGGAUUUCAUCAAAAAAAACAUGUUAGACCAUGGAAAAAUAUUUUUGACCUUUUAGUGACAAAACUUGUCCCAGAUUCUUAGUUGUCUGGAAAGACCUUAAUGAAUAAAUAUUUUCCCAAAGGA